GGGGAGCCAGUAGCUGGCCGGGGAGCGGCCGGCAGCACUAGGCGCGGCGGUCCGUGCCUGCCUCGCUAUGGAGGAGCAACGGGGAGAUCGCUGGGAUGCAAAGAUGCGCUCGGCCCAGGGCUGGGCUUUCUAAAAAUGACGCUCUGGAAAAAGUUUUGACUUGGCCUUUUGGCUUCCAGUCUAGCAGUGCGGAAUGGCUUCUGUUUCAGUCCCUGCGGAGGCUGUGCUUUCCUUAGCUUGGGACCUGGGCUGUGAGCCGAGUCUGGAUAGCUAGUACCACUGAUGGCUCGGAAUUUACAGAUCAGCAUUGUCUGCUAUUUCAGUUCAGUGUUUGUGCGCUGCCACUGCUUACUUACCUGUGCUUUGGAAGGAGAUGCUGCAAAAGAUCGUUUCUACUCUAGCAAGCAAAAAUUAUGAAAUUCACAACUUCAUUGACCUGCUGAACCAUACAAUAAAAAACCUUCAGGUAAACUCUUCUAAUGUAAUCAGUGAGCUGGAUGAAGAAUUUGAUGGUCUGUAUUCUAUAUUGCAUGAGAUGAAGGGGAGUAUGGCCAGCGCUAUUCAGCAAGAAAGUAUGCGUAAAAUUCAAGCUCUGCAGGAUCAGCUUAGCCAAUGUAGUAAUGCCCUAGAGAGUUCUGAAGAGCUGCUGGAACUUGCUGCGCAGUCGCUGGACAUAAAGGACCCUGUGGAAUUCUUAAAGGCUGCCAGACAGAUCAAAGAUAGAGUCACAACGGCUUCAGCAUUCUGCAUCUCUCUGAAACCGAAGGUCAAUGAUAAUAUGACUCAUAUGAUGGUGGACUUCACUCUGGAAAGGCACAUACUCCAGUCCGUAAAGUUUUUGCCAGUACCCAAAGCUCCAGAGAUAGAUCUAGCAGCAUGUUUGGUUGCUGAUAACUGCAUAACAGUGUCAUGGAGAAUGCCUGAAGAGGACAGCAGAAUUGAUCAUUUUUUACUGGAGUAUAGGAAAACCAACUGCAGUGGGUUUCCUCGAGCAAAAGAUGGACAGCGUUGGGAAGCGAUAAACUACAUUAAAGCUACUGAAUAUACAUUAUCGGGUCUGAAAUUUGAUACAAAAUACAUGAAUUUUAGAGUACAAGCUUGCAACAAAGCUGUGGCAGGGGAAUACUCUGAUCCUGUGACUCUGGAAACCAAAGCGUUUGUGUUCGGUUUGGACAGUACUUCAUGUCACCUGAACUUGAAAGUUGGAGAUACCUAUGUUGAAUGGGUUACUACUGGAGGCAAAGGCCAAGAAAAAAUAAAAGGGAAGGAAAAUAAAAGCACAAGUGGCCCACAGUCUCCAAAGAGGAUAUCUUUUAGCAGAUCCUUGGUGAGGAGGAGCAGCAGAGAUCGUUUUGCUGGUGAAUCAUACACGGUGUUAGGAGACACUGCUAUUGAAAGUGGACAGCAUUACUGGGAGGUGAGAGCCCAGAAGGAAUGCAAAUCCUACAGUGUGGGAGUAACAUAUAGAAACCUGGGGAAAUUUGAGCAACUGGGGAAGACUAAUUCAAGCUGGUGCAUCCAUAUCAACAACUGGCUGCAAACCACAUUUUCAGCAAAACAUAAUAAUAAAACCAAGACUCUAGAUAUGCCUGUUCCAGACAGAAUAGGAGUGUACUGCGACUUUGAUGGAGGUCAGCUCACAUUUUACGAUGGAAACUCAAAGAAGCUCUUAUACACCUUUAGAACAAAGUUUACUCAACAAUUAUUACCAGGCUUCAUGAUCUGGUGUGGUGGGCUUACGUUGAGUACUGGUUUGCAGGUGCCAAGUGUGGUGAAAAUGCACCAGAAAAGUGAAAAUGAAUUGAGUGGUUCGGCAACCAGUUUAAACAAUAUCGCCUAGUAAUGUCUAUUAUUAUAUAUUGCUGAUUAUUUUUUUUUCCCCCCUGUGUGGCUGUUACUGACAGAAGCCUGUCAGAAUUGGAUUAAACUGGAUUUGCUACCUGCUGCUGUUUGGGGCUUAAAGUGUUAGGAACCUACUGUGAAUCCAGACACAAGUGUCAGACAGAAAACUGAACUGUUGCCUAUUUGAAAAAUAAGUGGAGAAAUAAAAAGCUGUAACUAUGUGCUUUUCUAAUACUGUAUUUAAACAUUUUGUUAUGGACAUGAAUAUUACUUUUGUAAUUAGUGGGUUUUUUCUGUGAAAAAUUAAACAUACAGGUUUUUUUAGCUCUCCUAACAUGAAUUACUUGACUAUAGGUUUUAUUAUUACCGGGCUUCCCAUUAGAACCUGUGAUAUCAAACAUGCAUUUCAAAAGAGUGUUGAUUUGCUACCCUAGCCUAGCAAAAUAUCACAGCAUAUGAUUUCAAAAGAAUAUUACAAGAAGUAAGAGCAGUCUGUGAUAUUUUUUUCUGAUAUAAAAUCAUCCUGUUUCCCAGGAGUAGCUCAUUUAAAUAUUGGAUAUUUAAAGUUUGGCUUCUGUUUAUUACAGAUUACAGAAUAUGUAAAAACUUAAAGGUAUUUAAAAGCGUUCUUAUGUAAUCAGGGAACAUGCAUUAUGAUAACCAGUCAUUGAACUGGGAAUUAUUUCAGUUAAGAGGUUCAGAACCAAAAAUCCAGAGCUUUUUUAAAACUACAGCAUGAUACUGCUCUCUUAGCUCUUAAUUGAGGGUCAACUCUUGGCUUUCUAGUUUUGUGGCAUUAUUCCAAUUAGAUUAUGAUAAUCAGCAAUUCACAUUGCACCUGAUGAAAAAAUGACAAAUUGAAUCUUUGUCUGCCAGUAGCAAAGGUGCAGUGCAGCUGAGGCUGGGAACAAGGGUGUGAGAGCUUCAGUUUAAAUGCAUCUCCCCAGAGAAGAUCAUGGGGGAUGGGCUAUUGCCAAAACACCUUUCAGCGUUUUCUUAAGCCAGCUCCAAGGCUGGCUAAAACUUCUCAAACAGCUAUGUCAGUAUCAAAGCUGGCAGCAGAAGUGGCACUAAAUUCCUGUUGAUGGGGCAGUAUCCUCUGAGCCCAGGCGCACAUUUUUGCUACCUGUUCUGACUAGCCUAGUGAGGAUUGCUGGUACUGUCUGGAUAACCAGAGACAUCAAAAAAUUCCAUGAUUUUUUUAUCCAGCAGAAAUGUAGCUUAUAUGUGUAGUAUCCCACCCUAACUUGCUAGCACAUACCAUACAUCAUGUAUAUGUGGCUAUGAGACUGGCCUUCAGAGGACCAUAUCCUAAAGGCUCUCCUUAUAGCCUCCCAGCAUAAUGUGUUCCCCUCUCUUAAGGGCAAGGGAAAAAGUGGAAAGUGAGCAAAUGCUUUGCCAGCUAACAUGAUCUGCUUUUGGAUCUGCAUGUACAUGUUUUUGUUCACAUAUCAAGUGAAAUGUUGAGCCUGGGUGUUCAAUGAUCUCAGCUCCUAGUUGGUAGCUUAGUAACAAUAGUCAUAUGAUUCAUAAUAGUGGGAGAGCUAAAAAAAUAAUCAUGUUAUAUUCUUCAUGGAAAAUUGCAACUUUUCAAUGAGAAUUCUGUGUGUAUUAUAGACUGUUAAAAUCUGCUUUCUUCCCUCUAAUUGAGUCCAGGAGCCUAGAAAUAAUUUUCAGAUAUACACUUGAAUCAGCUGUGUCCUAACUGAAGAUUUUUUCCAAAUACCAUCUGAAAACUGUUUCAAAUUCAUGCUGAUAGUCCAUAGUGAAUUGGCUUCUUUCUUACAGGGCUGAACUGUAAAAACAUUUUAAAUAUUGAUAUGGGUCCUUUGUGUCUAUCAAGAUUUCUCAAGAAGAGAAAUUCCGUGAAACAACUCAUAAUCUGAUUAUGAUGUUCAGUGGAAAACUUUAAAUUUUUUUCUUAAUACUUGCUCUAGAAAGUUACGUUUCUCUUGAGAAAUCAUGAAGUUGACAGGAUGGUUGAGCCUUCAUGUUAACUUUGUAUCUGCAACUUGAGCAUCUCUAUAAAUAUUUGCUUUGUGAACAGAUCAGCUGUGAUUUUUUUUUUGCAGAGGAAAAGUGCAAAACAAUUCCCAGUUUAACUGUACUUUCCUCUGCCAGUUUAGUGUUUUGGGUCUUGAAACAGAGAUACUGGAAGGUGACAUGAUUCUUGAACAGUGUUUGAAUGCUUCAAAUGUUAUCCACAGAUGUUGUUAUAUUAUCCUAAUAGUCUGUGUAGUAAUCUUAAAUACUACUUCCUCAGUUCUUUACUUUUUACUUCAGUGAACACCUGACUGGGUGUGCUAGGGGCUCAGCUGCUAUGAAUUCAGUGGUAUGUGAGCAAGUAAGACUUGUGUGGUUGAACCCUGGUGGUGGUUUGAGAGGGCAGGGUUAAGAUAGAUGCUCCUUAUUUUGAGACUUGUUCUUCUAACGACUGUGGUAAACAGAUACAGAAAUAGGCUAGCAACCCUUCGCACUUGAUGUUGGGUGUUCAGCUACAGUUCCUACUUCCCUUUUUGGCAAGAAAGGGAAUAUUUACAGUAAGUUAAUGUGUAGUGAGAGAAAACUAUGAGUAACCUCUAUUUCUACAUAAAAGCAUUUGAUUUUUUUUUUGUAAGAUGUAUAACCUGCAAGUUAAAUUUGAUAUGCACAAUGUAAAAACAUAGUUUUUCUUUAACAUUUAAAAGAAAGCUUAAAUGAUUUCUUACUGUGACUUGCAAGUUCUAGAUUAACUCAUGUCCUGGAUGAAGUCAAUGUGACCUUUUUUACCCUUAAAGAAUGAAUUUGUUAUUUGAUAGUUUGCACAGAUGUCAAAUUUUUGCUGCUAACAGCUAGUACAACUGUUUUUAGUAAAUGGGGAUAUGAAGAAUUGCCUUAAGCACUUUAGAUUUCUUAGACUUUUUUCUUUCCUGAGCUAAUAGUUGUCCAGUACCAAUUUAUUGGUGAUAUUUUGUUGAAGUUGGUGCGCUGUUUGUACCUGCAGCAAGAAAGGAAUGCGUGCAGCCUGUGAAGUUACUUUUUUCCUAGGCAAAUCCACCUCAGGAAUUGGAGAGGUUGUUCUUUGGCAAUGGAAUUAGACCUUUUGAAGGUCUAUGGGUUUACCCGUCGUUAACGCAAAGUAGAAUAUCUGUAGUAAUUUAAUACUCCUUGAGCCUCUGUGUUCUGGAGUUGAUGCUGUUAGGUGGCUAGACAGGAGUUUUCUUCUGUAUGACCAAAAUAAGAUUUAUAAUUUUUUUUCUAAACAGUGAUCGCUGGUAGUCAUUCAGACUUCAGAUAACUUCAGGAUAACUUGUGAGGAACUGAAGGUUUCCCCUGAGUUAAUACAUCAGUAAAUUGUAACUUUUGUUGUUUCUACAGAAAGCUGUAUGAACUGCAACAAGGGAUGUGAAUUUUAGAAAGGAUGACUUAAACACAUCCAGGUGAUAGGUGCUUCUCCAAAUACCAAAUACAGAUGGCAGAGGGUGAAGGCUUACUUAUUUAGCCCUCCUCUAAGGACAAAAAAGUAGAGGCUACUGUACAAACCCUGUUUCCCUACCCCCUUGUGCCCUCCAACAAGAGUGCUGUUCCUGCUGUUUUGCAUUAAGACCGGGGAAUGGGAACUGGUUCCCUCAGGAAGAACAUCUGACUUAGCACUGUUGUGGUUUCCUAACGAUCACUGAUCCUGAACAUAACGCAUAAUUUGACAGGCAAUAGCGAUGAGUUCUGUUGAUUGUUGCCCCCGCCUCAACCGCCCUGGAGCCGUCUGAAGGCCCUGCUGGAAGGGGAGGCCUGGCAGCGGUUUUCCGUCGCCAUCCCUGCGUCCCGGCCGCACACGGUGCGCCUCCAUCGCUCGCUGCCUUCCCGCACUGGCCUGCGACACCUCCUGUGCAGCUGCGCGUCCCGGGGGCAGCCGCCGCGGGGGCCCCACCGCCACUGGCUGUACUCCGGCCUCCUCCGCCGGGUGCCAUCCUUCGCCGCCGCGGAGCGUUCUGGUGUCUUUGACUGAGGUGUGAUGCAAGCGUUUUGUAUUAAUAAAGAAAUUUGAAAUCUGU
Messenger RNA from Falco peregrinus (peregrine falcon), 5873 nucleotides. RefSeq names its product fibronectin type III and SPRY domain containing 1 like (gene FSD1L). NCBI's taxonomy places the organism in Eukaryota, Metazoa, Chordata, Aves, Falconiformes, Falconidae. The record is from RefSeq and is a predicted model, not a curated record. Bases 374 to 1840 code for a protein of 488 amino acids. The transcript is spliced from 14 exons. Gene Ontology annotation, molecular function: protein binding.